Messenger RNA from Triticum aestivum (bread wheat), 822 nucleotides. RefSeq lists its product as uncharacterized. NCBI's taxonomy places the organism in Eukaryota, Viridiplantae, Streptophyta, Magnoliopsida, Poales, Poaceae. Bases 370 to 822 code for a protein of 150 amino acids. The record is from RefSeq and is a predicted model, not a curated record. The transcript has 3 exons.
UAAAGGCAUAAGCAGUGCAACGUUAUCUCGAAAUAGUAGAAUGACAUGUAUUUUUGCAUAAAUUUGAAAGCUAGCAUGACAUGUAUCUUUCUGCAGAGGGAGUAUUGUUUAGGUUGUAAGUUCAUUUGAGCUUGAUUGCAUCUAAGUUUAGUUGGAACAACAAUUUCUAAAGUUAUUUACAAUUAUAUCCUGUACAUAUUGAUAUGGACUCUACAUUCUACAAUUACUAAAUGAACAUAGCACUAUCAGUUAGCAGAAUCGUCUCUGCAGCAGAGAAUUAAUUGAGAAUAUAUGGUUUACGAAAACUGAACAAUUGACGCUGCCGCCGCCACCGAUCCCCGCGGACGCCUCAGCCGUCGCCGGACCCCAAUGGACGACGUGGACGCCGCCGCCGCCACCGAUCCCCGCGGACGCCUCAGCCGUCGCCGGACCCCAAUGGACGACGUUGACGCCGCCGCCGUCACCGAUCCCCGCGGACGCCGCAGACGCCGCCGACCAGUGCAGAGCGCGGUCACGUUCUCCGCGCGGCCAUACGGACCAUCGCUUCGCCUGAGGUCGCCUAUCAUGGCUGCCACCAGCGUCGGCAGGAACGACUCGCCGAUGGCACCCGAGGACUCCACAGUAUCGUCUAGGCUAGGAGAGGUCAAGAUCAACCUGGACGGCACUGGUGUUGCAAACUACAGCAUAGGGAUAUCGUUCUUGGAUUACAUCCUUGAUUGUAACCAAAGUCUAUGGAUCUGUCAAAGGGUCUUGCUGCAUAUGGUCAUUGUUGUAUUGUUGGAGAGCUGGAAGCAGAAUCAUAGGAGAUGCUGCACAAUAUGA